CGAAGGGCGGCAGAAGAGUUCGGGGUUUGCUUCCGGGUCUUGGGCUUUUUUUUUUUUUGGCCGCGGGUGCAGAGGUUUCUGGGAGCAGAGUCAUGAUGGCGUCUGUAUGAUCUCCGGAGGCAGCGGCGUCGGAGCUCGGCCAAACAUAAAAGAUGACAACAGCAGCUCGGCCAACUUUUGAACCUGCAAGAGGUGGAAGAGGAAAAGGUGAGGGUGAUUUGAGCCAGCUCUCAAAGCAGUAUUCAAGCAGAGACCUCCCCUCUCAUACAAAGAUAAAAUAUAGACAGACCACUCAGGAUGCCCCUGAAGAGGUUCGAAACCGUGACUUCCGGAGAGAGUUGGAAGAGAGAGAGCGAGCUGCUGCAAGAGAAAAAAACAGAGAUCGGCCAACCCGAGAACAUACAACCUCCUCUUCAGUGUCAAAGAAGCCCCGAUUGGACCAGAUUCCUGCUGCCAACCUUGAUGCAGAUGACCCCCUAACAGAUGAGGAAGAUGAAGAUGAAGAUUUUGAAGAGGAGAGUGAUGAUGACGACACUGCAGCUCUUCUUGCAGAGCUGGAAAAAAUUAAAAAAGAAAGAGCUGAAGAGCAGGCCAGGAAGGAACAAGAACAAAAGGCUGAAGAAGAAAGGAUUCGUAUGGAAAACAUUCUGAGUGGAAACCCUCUUCUUAAUCUCACUGGCCCAUCCCAGCCUCAGGCCAACUUCAAAGUUAAAAGAAGGUGGGAUGAUGAUGUUGUCUUCAAGAACUGUGCAAAAGGUGUAGAUGAUCAGAAGAAAGACAAAAGAUUUGUAAAUGAUACGCUUCGAUCUGAAUUUCACAAAAAGUUCAUGGAGAAAUACAUUAAAUAGUACAGUUUUAUGUGCUGAAUUGAAGGCUAUAACAUGUAAAUGAUCUGACUUCAUUUUGAUUUAUUUUUCCCUCCCCACCCGUGUCUAAAUUGUGUAUAGGCUUCCCUAGUUUUUAGUUCCAAAGUAUCUUUUCCUUUAUUGAUUAAUUACUUGGUAAGGACUUGGGAAUUGGUUUAACCCAGUUUCCAUCUCAAUAUUUCCAGUCAUGUGUUUUCUCUUAAAUAUGGGAAAAGAAACCUGCUUAUAAUAAAUAUUUUUAAUAAUCUAAAUAGCCAAAUCUGUGUCCCCAACUUGUUUGUUGAAAUGUAUGCAGCUAAUAAAACAUUGCAUAUUUU
Molecule: messenger RNA, 1183 nt
Organism: Dama dama (fallow deer)
Lineage: Eukaryota; Metazoa; Chordata; Mammalia; Artiodactyla; Cervidae
Gene: CWC15
Product: CWC15 spliceosome associated protein homolog
Exons: 7
Coding region: 153-848 (231 amino acids)
Biological process (GO): mRNA cis splicing, via spliceosome
Cellular component (GO): catalytic step 2 spliceosome
Molecular function (GO): RNA binding
Source: RefSeq, a predicted model, not a curated record